This is a messenger RNA of Ambispora leptoticha, 456 nucleotides long. The record is from the annotation of a GenBank genome assembly. Lineage: Eukaryota; Fungi; Glomeromycota; Glomeromycetes; Archaeosporales; Ambisporaceae.
AUGAAGUCCACUCUUAUACCAAAGAUUGAAGAAAUAUGUGAGAAAUUCAUAUCAAAUUUCAUUAAUCGCAAUUAUCAGAAUAUACCACCAGAAAAACUUAUCCACGAUAGAACUUGGAAAGAAUCUGAAGAGAAAAUCUUGGAUAUUGCAAAAGAUCUUUUUUCCCUUCUCGAGAAUAUUUGGAUUAAUCCAAUCUUCAGUUCCGAACUUGCAAAAUCGUUAAACAAAGGCACCUACCAAUUGACAGUCAUUUUAUUAUCAAUUCAGAUGGUAUUAAAAAAUCUUCCUUUUAGAUUAUCUUCAUUUAUCAGUACUUCAGAACAGCAAAGUAUUGCUAGCGCUGAUAAAAAGGUUCUUAAACCAGACAAAGAUCAAUUUGGAGUAGUUGGAGUGCAAGUAGUGGGAAAUAUGUUAUAUCUGAACAUUCUUGUCAGAGAUAAAGCUAAUGUGCAUUGA